Molecule: messenger RNA, 2332 nt
Organism: Carassius auratus (goldfish)
Lineage: Eukaryota; Metazoa; Chordata; Actinopteri; Cypriniformes; Cyprinidae
Product: beta-soluble NSF attachment protein-like
Exons: 11
Coding region: 99-986 (295 amino acids)
Biological process (GO): intracellular protein transport; synaptic transmission, glutamatergic; regulation of synaptic vesicle priming
Cellular component (GO): terminal bouton; vacuolar membrane; synaptobrevin 2-SNAP-25-syntaxin-1a complex
Molecular function (GO): syntaxin binding; soluble NSF attachment protein activity
Source: RefSeq, a predicted model, not a curated record
AGUAAUCCCCCGCUGUCAUAGUGACAGAUCGCGAGAGAAACGAGCAGAUAAAUGCAAAAUAGGUUUUAGUGUUUAUCUGUUCAUUUAACUAGGAAAUAAUGGACAAUUCCGGGAAAGAAAAGGAGGCAAUUCAACUUAUGGCUGAAGCCGAUAAGAAAGUGAAGUCUUCCGGCUCUUUUUUAGGAGGAAUGUUUGGAGGAAAUAACAAAGUGGAAGAGGCAUGUGAGAUGUACGCCAGAGCAGCCAACAUGUUCAAAAUGGCCAAAAACUGGAGUGCUGCAGGCAAUGCUUUCUGUCAGGCGGCCAGACUUCACAUGCAGCUUCAGAAUAAACACGAUUCAGCCACCAGCUACAUCGAUGCGGGAAAUGCUUUCAAGAAGGCAGAUCCACAAGAGGCUAUCAAGUGCUUAAACGCAGCCAUUGAUAUUUACACAGACAUGGGAAGAUUCACCAUCGCAGCCAAGCAUCAUAUCACAAUCGCUGAGGUGUAUGAAUCAGAGCUGGUGGACAUUGAGAAGGCGAUUGCACAUUAUGAACAAGCUGCUGACUAUUACAAAGGAGAGGAAUCAAACAGCUCUGCAAACAAGUGUCUGCUGAAGGUGGCUUCAUACAGCGCUCAGUUAGAGCAGUACCCGAAAGCAAUAGAGAUUUAUGAGCAGGUUGGAACCAGCACCAUGGACAAUCCCCUACUGAAAUACAGCGCCAAAGAAUACUUCUUCAAAGCUUCCUUGUGCCACUUCAUCGUGGACGAGCUCAACGCAAAGCUCGCUGUUGGAAAGUAUGAAGAGAUGUUUCCAGCCUUCUCAGAUUCAAGAGAAUGCAAGCUUCUGAAGAAACUUCUAGAGGCACAUGAGGAGCAAAAUGCAGAGGCUUUCACAGAAGCGGUGAAGGAGUUUGACACCAUCUCACGCUUGGACCAGUGGCACACCACCAUGCUUCUGCGGAUCAAGAAGACCAUUCAGGGGGACGAGGGCGACCUAAAAUGAUCUGUACGGUGGGGCGAUCACUCACUGCAUGGCACCCUCCUUCUCCUCUUCCAGUUUUCAUCAGUUUUGUGCAAUGGCCAAGUCCAGGUUUCCCAAAACAGUAUGUUAAAAUGUAUUGCUACAGCAUUUCUAGAGAAUAUACUUAUAAGCCUGUACUGAUACAUUGAUAUCCAGUUUUAUAAUAUAGCACAUAUCAAAAUAUAGCUCCGGUUUCUCUGUUGCAUUACGAGGGUAUUUUUGGACAUAACAGAGUGAACCGGUUAAGGAGAGGGAAAUUCAAGAAUACAGUUUGAGAUAGUCCUCGAGUUCUUUUGCAAACGUUACUGAAUUGCAUCGUGCUAGCGCUGCAUGAAUUGUACAGAUAGAAUUAUUCAGUCAGUGCAGCAGCAUUGUGUAUUAUUAUUAUUAUUAUUAUUAUUAUUAUUAUUUUGUAGUCUGCUCACACUAGUUGGCACGCAGGCCUCGAAAUGCUUUUGUGCACAUUUAAUAACAUCAGACGUUCAUGCAGAAUGAGAAUUUCAGUUUCCCACAAUGCACCAUUUUGAAUUGGUAUUUAAGUGAUUACAUAAAUGUCUUGUCAUAUCCAAAUUUUAAAUAAUUUCUUAUUCAUUAUAUUAUUUAUAAUGUUACUUCUGGGUUGUUUUCUUAAAUGUAUAUUUAUUUAUUUCGUUAAAUUGUUAUUUGAACUGUUAGUCACAUAAUAUUAUUAAUUUUAUAAUAUUAUUAGUCUGAAAUAUUAUAAAUAUUAUUAGUCUAAUAAUAUUGUGUUAAAAAAAGUAAUUGAACUAAAUUUUACACUGUCUAUCAUCUCCAUUGGCACUGAAAUUGAUGUGUUUGUAAAAUCCUUGUAUAACUCUUAUUAAUAUUCUCAAAGUGUGUGUCGUGUUGUGAAUGCAUAGCUCAUGUACACUCUCCACUCCUGUGGUCUUUAGCAGCGUAUGUCAUUCUGUGUUCAAUGUGUUGUGACGUCUGUAUUUUACCAGAUUCUAGAGUUUUUAAGAAGCCAUGAAGAUGUACAGUACCAAACAAUGAGCUUUCCCACAGAGCCACCGAUGUCUUCGCUGAAUGUCUGUGAGAAUGUACAGAAAUAAAAACAAGUACUGAAAUGGCUACACAAUUUAGGCAAGUGAAAGUCUGCUAUAUUACCUGGUUAGUGGUGUUCUCUAUGCCAAGUAUCACUGUAAUUACAUUUUGGUGUGUAACUCCUGCACUGUUUGUGCUGCAGACUUUGACAAUAACUCAAAUAACGGUGUUUAAGAAAACAUAAAUAUAAGAAGUAUGUGGAAAUAUAUUCAAUUUAAUUUUGUAUGUAUGUAGAAUAUUUACAAAAUAAAUUUGCUGCCCAA